Molecule: messenger RNA, 507 nt
Organism: Rotaria sordida
Lineage: Eukaryota; Metazoa; Rotifera; Eurotatoria; Philodinida; Philodinidae
Source: the annotation of a GenBank genome assembly
AUGACAUGUAUUACAAUGUUUGUAUCACUUCAUACUCAUCAUUGGAUACGAAAUACUGAUGGAAAUGAACAUCGAGGUCUUAAAUUAGCAUGCUAUGAUUUUGGUAAUUUAUGUUAUGCAAGGGAUCAUACUAAAGGAGGAAUAUUAUUUUUUUCUAUAAUCACUUCCUUAAAUUUUAUAUUUGAAUUAUCAAAUAUUUUUUUUUUAUGCAGCCGAAAACGAUCUCGUAUUAAUCUAAUUUUAGAAGAACUUGCUAUUGUAACAACUUUAAUAUUUGUAUUAGCUGCUAUGGUCUUUAUAACAAUUGGAUUUAUUGUAAUUACAAGUCGUACAAAUGAACAAUUUGAUUGGUCAUUUAUUGUUUUUUUAUUAUCAUUAAUGUUAGGUUUUAUUGAUUUAAUAUGUUCAUUAGUUCGUGUAGUUUCAUAUUGUCGUGAUCAUUCAUUUCGUUCAAAAUUAAUAACAUAUAAUUCAAAUAAUAAUCAUGAAACAGUUCAAAUUCAAUGA